AUGGACGAAUCGUCGUCGUCCGUCGAAACGAGCAAUGUCGGCGGGGGUAGUGGUGAGGGCCAAACCACCACCAUUCAAUCACUUCCGACCGAGGUGCUGACGGCAAUCUUCCACAACCUGCGAGUGCCUGACCUGGCCUCGGUGCGGCAAACGUGCACGCACUGGUACGAAAUUGUGAUCAACAACCGUGCGCUUAUGAAUCGCUUCGUCCUUUCGCUAAGGAACACCCGGAUAGACAACACCUGCGAGCAGUGCUUGGUGCUGACGUACACACGCAGUACAUUCGAAAAGGUGUGCCUGAAGUCUUGCUACAUCAGCCCAGCGGCGCAGAUGUGGCGCACCAUCGGGAGCCACAUAGUAGAGCUGACACUGAACGACUGCACAAUUAGCACGGAAACGCUGAUCGGACUGUUGCGAGGGACGCGAGAAAGCCUGCGAACGUUGACGAUCAAAUCGACCAAAUUCAACGAACACCGGUUCUACAACGUGCCGCUAGACUUUCGCCUGGAGCGACUCCAUUCGCUUACCAUCCGGUCCUCGUUCGUGUUCGAUACGUUAUUUCAGCUGUUUAAACGCAUCUGCCCAAACCUUAAAGCGAUCAAGCUCACAUUUUCGUCGUUCGAGCACUGGGGCGAACAGCUGGUGGAUUUCGUGGCCACGCUGCGGCGCACCCUCGAGGCGAUCACGCUCAGCUACACGAAGGCGAACAGUACCAUACUCCACCAUAUCGGACGGAUCGAGUAUCUCCGGUUGCGGAAGGUUUCGCUAAAGUCGUGCUUCGAUCUGAAGGAGAACGACAUACUGUUGCUGGCGCGGCUACAGCCGACGAUCGUGCACCUCAACCUGGACAACACCUUUUCAGCUAGCGAGCAGUUUCUGCAAGCCCUCAGUGCCUUUCUACCGCAGAUGAAACGCAUCAAGCUGCGUGUGGCCCGCAUCAUGAACCUGCACCGGUCGUUUCUGGUGAAUAUGCCGCAGCUGAACUACCUAAAGAUCACCGACACGACGCGCGUGAAAGGCAACCUCGACCUGAGCUCGUACGAAAAUCCGUCCCUCGAGAAGCUGUUCGUCUCGGCGGCCACGUUCUCGCGUAACACGUUGCCCCGCUUUUUCGAGCGUUGUCCAAACAUCCGCAGUCUCACGCUGUACCAGUGCACGUAUGAGAACAUUCACGAUCUGCAGCUCGCUUUCUCGCACCUGAAGGGGCUGGAGUACUUGAACCUGCAGCGUACGUUCGACAUCGGCGACAGCUUCUUCAAUCGGGACGUGUUCGACACGAUCGUUAUGCCAUUCGAGCGUAUUCGGUUCUACCCGAUCGCGAACCUGCGGAAGUUAUGCUACCUCAACUUAAGCCACUGCCGGGAUCUGUCCGAUCAGGCGCUGAUGGCGCUUCGCUUUCCGCUGCUGAAGAAGAUCGAUCUCCGGGGGUUGUACAUCACGGAAGCGGGUAUCGCGACGCUCGUGCGCGAUUGUCCGCAGCUCGAGUACGUGCUGGUGGACGCUUGCAAGCGGAUCUGUGACGACGCCGUGAUGUACCUGUGCCGGGACUUGCGGAAUCUACGGUUGCUGAAUCUCGAGAGCUGCAAGUCGAUCACCGAUCUGUCGGUGGAACAUAUCGAGCGGUACUGCCGCAGUCUGGUCUGGCUGAACGUGGUUAGUUGUCCGCAGCUCAGCGAGGAUGCGAAAGGGCGGCUUAAACGUAUACGCACGUUACGGUCACUGCACGUGUGAGUGCCGGAUCCCGUGGCUGUCUCGAAGUGCAUUCCGGUGCAGCCUCUAGGUGCAAGAACAAUAAUCAAAGCCGCCCCCUUGGGUACAUUUCGAGGGCGCGCGGCAUGAACGAGUGACUUUGGCAAACGAACAAAAAACCGCACACACUUUGGCUGUUGAUUUUUGAACGUGUUACGUCACGAAAUGGCUGCGAAAAAAGUGUAGCAUCGAAGAUAACGACAGAAUGGUGUGCAAAUCGAUGAACUGGAACCUGGGAUGGCUAGCAGAAUUGACCCUUAGUCGUACUUUUAAUAGUAGCUAAUAUUAAAGUAGAUUUUUUUCUGAGAUGUGUUCUAGGGAGGUGUUGUUUUUUCUACUGCGUGCAGCAAGUAAUAAAGCAAUAA
Messenger RNA from Anopheles nili, 2114 nucleotides. RefSeq names its product F-box/LRR-repeat protein 2-like. Bases 1 to 1731 code for a protein of 576 amino acids. NCBI's taxonomy places the organism in Eukaryota, Metazoa, Arthropoda, Insecta, Diptera, Culicidae. Gene Ontology annotation, molecular function: protein binding. The record is from RefSeq and is a predicted model, not a curated record. The transcript has a single exon. Gene Ontology annotation, biological process: SCF-dependent proteasomal ubiquitin-dependent protein catabolic process. Gene Ontology annotation, cellular component: SCF ubiquitin ligase complex.